Hyaloscypha bicolor E is the source of this 695-nucleotide messenger RNA. Its product is annotated as Glyoxalase/Bleomycin resistance protein/Dihydroxybiphenyl dioxygenase. NCBI's taxonomy places the organism in Eukaryota, Fungi, Ascomycota, Leotiomycetes, Helotiales, Hyaloscyphaceae. The record is from RefSeq and is a predicted model, not a curated record. Gene Ontology annotation, biological process: L-methylmalonyl-CoA metabolic process. The transcript is spliced from 2 exons. The coding region runs from base 121 to 618 and encodes 165 amino acids. Gene Ontology annotation, molecular function: methylmalonyl-CoA epimerase activity.
UUCCAGAUAUAUACUUGUUUAUAUACUUGGAUCUCUGGGACAGUUAGCACGAAAUAACACCAUAUCAGCGAUUCGCCACCGACCUCGCACCCAACGUCGACAACCGCAUUGCUCGCCACAAUGGCACAAGCUAGUACCCCCAGCAGGGUCAUCAACCACGUCGCAGUCUCCGUCGCAGACAUCGACGCUGUGGUAGCCUGGUACACGAAAGUAAUGGGCUUCCAGCUCAUCGGCAACAAAAUCCACGAAAUUCGGCGCUCAGAAACGCCCGACGCAGCCAUCUUCGGCAUCUACCCACAGUCGCUGAACGACGUCAAAAUCGCCUACAUGUCAACUGGCAACGGCGUCGGGUUUGAGAUCUUCGAAUUCAUGAACCCCUCUCACACACAACCGGAGAGGAGUUUUGAAUAUAACCGAGGCGGUUUCUUCCAUGUUUGCGUGACCGACCAUGAUCCCGAGUCAUUGGUUGAGCGGGUGGUGAAGGAAGGCGGUUCAAGAGUGGGGAAGAUGGUUAGGCUCGUGGAUGGAAUUAAGUGUGUUUAUGUCGCGGAUCCGUGGGGCAAUAUUUUGGAGAUCUUGGACACGUCCUUUAAGAGACUAGCUACUACUUCGGCAUAACCAGAUGUAUGUCGUUUCCUUGAAGUUUAGUUAAAGUUUUUGUGUCGGGAACAUUUUGAGAUACAGUACAAUUUGUG